Molecule: messenger RNA, 849 nt
Organism: Vitrella brassicaformis
Lineage: Eukaryota; Vitrellaceae
Source: the annotation of a GenBank genome assembly
GUCAGCCUGGCAGCCUGAGCGAAUUCUGAUUUUGUGAUCCAGUUUCUGCCAUCCAUUCCGAUCCCCCCAGGAUGCAGUCGUUCAUUGCGGUAUCCCUCUGUAUCGCAUUGGCGCUCCCCGUGCUGUCAGUGAAUGCCACAGGCCUCGAGCUCCUCAACCAUUGCAACAAGGCCAUUGCCAACCGCGUUGCCCGACACGCACACGCUCUCGCGGCCGGCAAGGCGGCCCACGCCAUUGACAAGGAUGCCAGCGCCCAGCCAUGUGCGUACGCGAUAGACACAAAGACAGACCUUGCAAUGGUGCACGACGUAUCAUGUUCUUUGUUCGUCUCCUGCAGCCGAGUGCUGGCACGUCGAGGCCCACGCCACCAUCCGCGAGCACGUUUCGGACUGCCCGCUCCCAAAAGUGUGUGUGCUGCGCCCCGAGAAGCGCCAAGAGGGAGCUGGGCUCGGCAAGCCUCACAAGAUGAGCCACAAGGGCGCGUGCGUGUCAGUGGAGGAGGCGGUCAAGCGCUGCGGCGGCAGACACAAGAUCGAGGAUGAGGACCUUGAUAGCAACCCACUCAACGGGCAGUUCUGCACCGAGGAAUCCACCACGAGCGCCAAGCUGUAGCGAGGGUUGAGCAGCUUUCAAUCAUGCACAUGCAUGGACGCAUGGACAAGGGAAGGAAGGACGGUCAAGAGCUCUGUGUGCGUGCAUGAUGAGUGUCCUCCCUGUUGUACGCACCUUUUACAAACGAACAGUAACACCAGGCACCUCAAAACUGGCUGAAGCGUCUUCUUCGUUGCACAACUGGAUUCUUAAUGAUUGAGACAUGAGACAUGAGACAUCACAUCAAUUCAAUGAAUC